AUGGGUAAAGCUAAGAAAACAAGAAAGUUUGGUUUGGUAAAAAGAACUUUGAACACCAAGAAAGACCAAAGAUUGAAGAAAAAUCAAGAAAACAUUAAAGAUAAAGAAGACCCUGAGUUAACCAGAAACAUACCACAAGUAUCAAGUGCACUUUUCUUUCAGUACAAUGAAGCCAUAAAGCCACCUUAUCAAGUGCUAAUAGAUACCAAUUUCAUAAAUUUUUCCAUCCAGAAGAAAGUAGAUAUUGUUAGAGGCAUGAUGGAUUGCCUACUCGCAAAAUGUAACCCAUUAAUUACUGAUUGUGUGAUGGCAGAGUUGGAAAAAUUGGGUCCCAAGUACCGUAUCGCCUUAAAGUUGGCUCGUGAUCCAAGAAUAAAGAGACUUAGCUGCUCGCACAAGGGUACAUAUGCGGAUGAUUGUUUGGUGCAUAGAGUUUUACAACAUAAAUGUUAUAUUGUAGCUACAAAUGAUGCUGGUUUAAAGCAGAGAAUUAGAAAAAUCCCUGGUAUACCUUUAAUGAGUGUGGGGGGUCAUGCAUACGUCAUUGAAAAACUGCCAGAUGUGUUUUAA
Messenger RNA from Saccharomyces mikatae IFO 1815, 570 nucleotides. RefSeq names its product rRNA-processing protein FCF1 (gene FCF1). The coding region runs from base 1 to 570 and encodes 189 amino acids. The record is from RefSeq and is a predicted model, not a curated record. Lineage: Eukaryota; Fungi; Ascomycota; Saccharomycetes; Saccharomycetales; Saccharomycetaceae. Gene Ontology annotation, cellular component: nucleolus; small-subunit processome. The transcript has a single exon.